UAUGUAACGGUUUUUACGGCAUAUAUAUUGUUUAUAGAUGACAGCGAUAUUAUUUUUGAUCGCUUCGUGUGAGGGUUUAUGCGUUCCUUUAUAAUUUCGUAAGAGAAAUCGAGAUGGAAGAAUACGCACGUGAUCCAUGCCCAUGGCGUAUAGUAGAUGAUUGUGGUGGUGCAUUUUCUAUGGGAUUGUUGGGAGGUUCAGUGUUCCAUGGUAUCUCAGGAUUUAGAAAUGCACCAAGUGGAAACUAUAGGCGUUUAUAUAGCUCCAUAUCUAAUAUUAAAGCAAAAGCACCAAUAACAGGAGGAAACUUUGCUGUUUGGGGAGGACUGUUUUCAGCAAUAGAUUGUUCAUUAGUUUAUGUAAGAAAAAAGGAAGACCCAUGGAAUUCAAUAACAAGCGGUGCCUUAACAGGAGCUAUUUUAUCAAUAAGAAAGGGUAAAGCCACAAUGCUAGGGUCAGCAGUUGUUGGUGGUGUUUUAUUAGCAAUGAUUGAAGGAAUUGGUAUUAUCAUUACACGAUAUACAGCCGAACAAUUUAAUCCAGCCAAUGCCAUUAUGGAAGAUCCAUCUCAACUUCCUUCUAAACCACCAAUUGGUUUUGGUUCAAUGGAUCAACCACAUCAAGGCAAUUAUCAAUGACAGGGAGCUAACUCUAGUGAUUCUAACAUUUAGUAUUGAUUACCUCUCUUGGCUAAAGUUGAAAUGCUAUGGAGCACUGAUACAACUGCACUUGUGUUUAGAAGUAACUGCCAGUUUAACCAGUGUGACGCUAUAUCAUUUUAAUAUCUCGUAAGCUAUGUGUCUAGGACAUGAUAAGCUACAUGUGAUAACGAAAGAAUGAUAAAUCAAAUCAUUGCUACGUUAUGUUAUUAUACAUUUUAAACAUCCUGGGGUCACUAGAGUUAUAUCGUUGGUAUAUGGGCAGUUAAGGUUCUCGUUCUGCCUCAUGAUUGGCUGAACCAAGGAUAGAGGGCAGUGCUUUGUCACAUUGCACGGUAAAUUAGAUACAAAAGAUUGUAUCAUAACCAUAGGAUUAAUUUAGGUAUAGAUAUUUUUCAUUUGAAGCAGAAUUUAAAAAAAAAUUUACAGUUCCAACAGAAAUUUAAUGCCCAUUAAAUAAAUUGGUAAAUUUUUUUUUGGCUUCUUUGGUAAUGCUUAAAUUUUUUUCAUUCUUUAAGGUUUUGUUUGUUUAAUGCAUGAGAACACUAUAGAAAAGUUGUGUGAUAAAGGUAUUUGUACCUCUGUGUGUAAAGGUACAAGAUAUCUUGUCAGUGCUUCGUAAACUUAUUGUAUAGACAUCAUUAUUUCACAGUUCAUUUUUCACCCAUCAUAUUAUCUAAAAAGCAUUUUGAUUAAAAGAUUUAUAAACGUUUGGUUGUGUGUUUUAUGACCACUUUUUAGCUCGACUUUUCUAUGAAAAGGGGAGCUAUCCUACUCGCCCCGGCGUCGGCGUCACACCUUGGUUAAGUUUUUCGUACCACCCCACUUUAUUUCAGAAGUAUUACAAGUAUGGCUUUGAAACUUACCAUACUUGUUCACCAUCAUAACCUCCAUCUACAGACAAGAGUACAUAACUCUGUCAAGGUUUUUGACAGAAUUAUGGCCCUUUUUUGACUUAGAAAGUGUAUUGAGCUUGGUUAAGUUUUUUGUACCACCUCACUUUAUUUCAAAACCAUUGGAGGUAUUGCUUUGAAACUGACCAUACUUGUUUACCAUCACGACCUUCAUCAACAGACAAGAGGACAUAACUCUGUCAAGGUUUUUGACAGAAUUAUGCCCCUUUUUGACUUAGAAAAUACAUUGAAUAUGGGUAAAAUCCACUUAUUGCCUUAACCCUUUGAGAUAUUGCUUUGAAACUUUUAAUGCUAUUUCACAUCAUUACCCCCAUCUGUACGCAAGAGAAGGUAACUCUGUCAAGGAUUUGUUUUAAAAAUUAAGGCCUUUUAUCGACUUAGAAUCUUGGUUAAGUUUUUAGUACCAGUCCACUUUUUGACUGAACUGUUUGAGAUAUUAAUUUGAAAGUUGGAAUACUUGUUUACAAUCAUGAUUCCCAAACAUGUCCUGGAGAAGGUAAUUCUGUCAAAGAUUUUAUUUGAAUUAUGGCCCUUAACUGUCAAUGUUUUGUAUUAUAGGCAAGCACUAAAAAACUUAAAAAAUCUAAAAAAAUUCAUUCCUAUCCACUUGUUCACUUUACCAUAAAUUAUGUCAUAUAAACAUUGCUGUAAUAUUCAAGGGUAUCAAACAACUAGUUUUUUUUUCUUUCUUACCAGCCCUCUUUUGACUUAAACAUUUCAAACUUUGCUGCAGUGUUCAAGGGUAUCACACAAUUCAGUAAAAUAAUUCUUCACUAAAUAUCUUAAUGCUCAUGGCCAUUGUUCACUUUAAAAAUACAGAGAUUCUUGUAUUGCCUUUUACUGCAAAAACUUUUUUUAUUGGCAAGCAAUAAAAAAGUCGAGCGCGCUGUCUUACGGACAGCUCUUGUUUAAGAUGCACUGAAUGUUACUGAAUGUUUUUAAGUCUAAUAAUGUUAAGAUUUUUUUUAGGUCUAUAACUUUAGUACAGAGGUGACAUGAUAAUUUUAUAUUACAUAUUAUCAAGUGGUGUAUUCAUGAUUAAGAUUUAGCUAACAUGUGCUGGAAUGUAUUAUUUUAAUAUUUUUGUCAUUGAAGGUUUUGACAUAUACAUAACAGCAUUUGUAAAUGACGGUCAAAGCUGAUGUUUUAGCUUUUGUUUCGGACAUCAGGCAGUCUAGGUAAUGGAAUAUGAAGGCUCUAUCCAGGUGCCCAUUCAUGAUUGAAAUAGUGCAUAGAGGGGCACUGGAGGUCUUCCUCCACCAGUAAAGCUGGAAAGUCGCCAUUUGACCUUUACAAUGCCAUCAAACAGGCAGCAUGGGUCUGUGUUACUGAUAUUGUUUCAUUCGGUCUCUUCGCUUUAAAAUUAUCUUCUUUUUUAUUUGAAUCUCUAUGUAUCUAUCAUAAGUUAAAGAAUAGGUACUUUAGAGAACCUUAGUAUGUAUGAUUGAAAAUUAUUUAAUGUUAAAAUAUUGAUGACAAAUGGACAUAUUUGAUUGUAAAUAUGUAUAGUUUUUCAAAUAGAACAAACUUAAAUUGUAUUAAAUGUAUAACUACACAUUGUAUUUUAUGUGGAGUAAUGCCGAAAGUGUGUUUUAUUUGAUUGUAAUGAUAAAUGAAUAAUUGGUUACUAUUUGUUGAAUUUUUAAAAUAAAAUAUAGAAACAAGA
Messenger RNA from Ruditapes philippinarum (Manila clam), 3239 nucleotides. Its product is annotated as mitochondrial import inner membrane translocase subunit Tim17-B-like. Gene Ontology annotation, molecular function: transmembrane protein transporter activity. Gene Ontology annotation, biological process: protein import into mitochondrial matrix. Gene Ontology annotation, cellular component: TIM23 mitochondrial import inner membrane translocase complex; mitochondrial inner membrane. The record is from RefSeq and is a predicted model, not a curated record. NCBI's taxonomy places the organism in Eukaryota, Metazoa, Mollusca, Bivalvia, Venerida, Veneridae. The coding region runs from base 114 to 638 and encodes 174 amino acids. The transcript is spliced from 7 exons.